Molecule: messenger RNA, 5280 nt
Organism: Pseudoliparis swirei
Lineage: Eukaryota; Metazoa; Chordata; Actinopteri; Perciformes; Liparidae
Gene: adra2db
Product: adrenergic, alpha-2D-, receptor b
Exons: 1
Coding region: 313-1593 (426 amino acids)
Biological process (GO): adenylate cyclase-activating adrenergic receptor signaling pathway
Cellular component (GO): membrane
Molecular function (GO): adrenergic receptor activity
Source: RefSeq, a predicted model, not a curated record
CACCAUUGCGCACCGCGAUGUGACAGAAGAGGAGCGACUUUCCUCGUGGAGCGUUGCAUUGGGAUAUUUUCGGAACCCCGUGUGCGCGUUGGGAUAAUUUGGAGGAUCCAAUGUAGAAUUUGCUGUUUGAGGAGAUGCCUCUGUGCAAUAACUGCGUCUUCUCCGGGCUACUCUGGGUUUGUAUUAACCAGGAGCGUUACGCACAGCAUAUCUCCAUGUGUUCGAGGAAGGCAACUCGGCGCAUCUAGUCGUCGGAAAGGAAAAAGGGUGCCAAACAACAAACAUGAGACGAAAGGACAAAUCGGAGACACAAUGGAUUUAACCCAGUUAAAUGUGUCGGUGGAAAACGUUUCCAACAACGACAACAGUACGGACGCACCGCUUGGCUUGCUACACACGGCGGCAGCCACUGCGCUGAUCAUCAUUGUGGUUACUGUGAUCAUCACGUUGACCAUUGUCGGUAACGUGUUGGUGAUUGUAGCGGUGCUGACCAGCCGAGCUCUUCGUGCGCCCCAGAACCUUUUCCUGGUCUCUCUGGCAUCAGCGGACAUCCUCGUCGCCACACUGGUCAUCCCCUUCUCCCUCGUCAAUGAGGUCAUGGGCUACUGGUACUUUGGUAGCACUUGGUGCGCCUUCUACCUGGCUCUGGACGUGUUGUUCUGCACCUCAUCCAUCGUACACCUGUGCGCCAUCAGCCUGGACCGAUACUGGUCAGUGACAAAGGCGGUCCGCUACAACCUGAAGCGGACACCUAAGCGCAUCAAGACCAUGAUCGUUGUAGUGUGGGUAAUAUCUGCCGUCAUCUCCUUCCCGCCUCUUCUCAUGACCAAACACGAUGAGCGGGAGUGCUUGCUGAACGACGAGACCUGGUACAUCCUCUCCUCCUGCAUGGUGUCCUUCUUUGCUCCGGGUCUUAUCAUGAUUCUGGUUUACUGUAAGAUCUACAAGGUGGCCAAGCAGCGCUCCUCCACCGUGUUCGUGGCCAAGAAUGGCUUGGAGAGGCAGCCCUCUGAGUCUGAGACCUGUUUCGCCAGGAAGGACCGGUUCGAGACGGAGAGCCCCAGUAGCCAGAGCUCCGGCAGCCACCAGCCGAGGCAGGGUGAGCUGGAUGAUAUUGACCUGGAGGAGAGCUGCUGUCCGGCGGACACUAAACCCCGCAAUCAUUGCUUCACCAAACGGAGAAAGGUGGAGGGGUCAGACUGCUGCCCGCCUCAGAACUGCCGUCUCUCCUGGGCUUCAUCACGGGCGUUGCAGCUCUACCCGGAGCAGAAGAACCCCGUAGGGCGACAGCAACAACUGGCAGCGGCCAAUAAGACCAAAGUGAGCCAGAUGCGGGAGAAACGUUUCACCUUCGUGCUGGCGGUCGUUAUGGGGGUCUUUGUGCUUUGCUGGUUCCCCUUCUUCUUUACGUACAGCCUCCACGCUCUCUGCAGAGACAGCUGCUACAUCCCUGUCGCACUUUUCAACCUUUUCUUUUGGAUCGGCUACUGCAACAGUUCUGUAAACCCCAUAAUUUACACAAUUUUCAACAGGGAUUUCAGGAAAUCCUUCAUGAAAAUCAUCUGCAGAACUUCAAAACGCACGCAAACAUAGAACAGAGAUCUGUUUGGCCUCUUUCAUGCAAUGCUGGGAGUUAUUGGCACUCAUUCUUCUUGAUUGACUGUUCCCCCGCCACAAAUUCAUUAUUCAUUAUUCAAUACUAUCAUAUUGGAAGAAGAAAAAAACAGUGUUGUUUGCACAUAUACAAAGUCUGUGAAUACAAUUCUAAGUCGAGCAACACAACAACAACAAAUACAUUUCUAGUCAAUCAGUGUCGCAAAUUGUCAGUAAUUUAAUCAGAUGCAUUUCUGCCACACUAGUUGUAAUAUGUCUGUAAUUGUAUAAUAAGUCCUGAAAACAUGUAGGCUACGUUUGAUCAUAAAAUCACUCAUGCUGCAGCAAGCAGGAGGAAAGAAAAAAUUGAAGUCAUGAAUAGCUGGAUUCCGGCGCUGCAGCUGGAUAGCAGUGGGUGUUUUGUGUAAAGAUAAAAAGGAGAUUAAUCUCCACCAUCCAUAGCAUAUGAGCAUGGGGAUUAGGAGACAAGCUAGUAUGGCCUGUGAUUGUGUCUCACAGCAAAAUCCAAAUUAAAUCCAAUAUAGAACAAAUGGUUAAAUUAUUUUAUCAUUUUGUCUAGAAUGUAGCAUUGUAGACAUGUUUGGCAUAACUUCAGGUAUUUUGGACACACUUUUAUUUUUGCUUGCUGCAGUGAAAGCUACAGCAAGACAGCCAUUUCCAUCAGUGAACCCCCCAAAUUUAUGAGAGUCUAAUAUCACACCACCUCACACCAGAACAACGGCCAAGCUGAGGCCUGCGUGUAUACAAUCUAUUGGACAAAUCUGUGAGUUUUUAUUUCAACAGUUCACAAUAUCUCAGUAUCUUUUCAGUCAAUAUUUAAAACAUUUAAGAGCAAUACUAUGCAACACAACAUUAUUUCUAGGUUAUAUAGUCUCGCAAAUAAUACUUUCAUUGUGUUGUAAAAUCUAUAUAUUUCACUCUCUUACAGAUAAAAUGUGAAUGGUAAGAUGAGAAAAAUAAUUUCCAGUAGAUUUGACUGACCAUGACAUUGCAUGCCAGAGGAUUGUAAGGAUAAUCACGCGUGGAAAAAGCUACAUAGCGUAUUCAAAAUACCAUCUCUGAAGAUAGUGUGGGAAGAUCUGGAUCUCCAUGCAGCAUCAAAUCUCCUUGGUUCAAUAAUAGAGCUGCAAUUUAUUAUAGUCAACCCUCUGGCCCCUCAGCUUUAUAAAGCUGGUCUUAUCAUAGGAAAAAGUCCUACACAUUUUGGCUUCAACUAAGCUAUAACUUCUUGAAAAUAUGUACACGUAAUUCACAGGAGAAAUGAGCUGCUUCGUGGUGCAUCUGGGAUAUAAAGUGUAUGUGAAAUGUUGUAUAUAAAAACUUGCAUGAGAAGUUCUUGCGCUUCUUUGUAAAAACUUGGCAUAGUGAAAAAAAGGUUGACCAGCUCCAUAUCAGCCUACUGUCUCCAUGGGGGUGCGGGGGAAAGAUACACUAUUUAUAUCCUUCUAGGAAUGUCUUCAAAGCAGUCCUACGGCUCAGUGGCGCCGUGCCAAAGACAAUCAAGCUGUUUGAGGGGUGUCAUGCUCGAAAGGAAUGUUUUUUAGUUGUAUCAAAUGUUUCUUGUGCUGAGGGUGUUGUUGAAAUAUCAUCGAGGGAAACAAGAAUGAAGGUGGUUGCAUAUCUGCUCUUGACGCACGGCUCCAUUUUAUUCAUGAACAGAAUGAAGUAGUCUUGAGAAAAGUGCAGCUGGCGAGAGAGAGAAACAUCUUUCUCAAAGGGAUUCACAAAGUCUUGAAUCAAAUGAAAUGUCAAUGCCACAGGUAGCGGUAAAAUGAGCUAUGUGUCUUUAUCUUGAAUAAUCAUGGGAUGAAAGUGGUGUUAAUGGUGUUGGGACUUGCGUAACUUGAUGUUGUUGUGUUUGCAACUUCAUUUCAACAUAGACAGCAAUGUUAUUGUCCCGGGAGGAAUUCAUAUUAUUUUCUUCCUGAUUGUAUACCGAUUACUGUCCAAUACGACAUGUAACUCCCUUGUUCAAUCUCACUUCCCAAUUUAAUUAUCUUUCUCAUCAACCUCUCACUGCUCAAAUGGAGCAAAGUGCUUUUAAUCAGCUGUUCGUGUUUUCUGGUCACCAUUAGUCAUGUGUAAUUUCUCCAGUCCGAAUCGAGAGACCUACGCGCAGAGCAGCAUGCUAUGUCAUAUUAUGUUAAAUUUCACUUGAAGAAACAAAACAAAAUCUUCACACAACUAAACACAGAUCCCUCACAAUCCUUCACUAUGAGAUACAUGCUCUGCUAAUUGCAUUUGUAUUCAAGACAACAGUAGUGUUGUUUGUGCUCUGAUUUUCAGCCAAGUGAACCUUUUAUUUAUCCCAGACUGUAAACAAAGUUGGAGACUCAGCUGUGGCGCCCCUCAACCUCCCAACUUCUCUUAAUGAGAGCAACAGACCAACUGGACAGAGUUGAAACAUUUCCUGGUGUGGGAUGCUGAAGGGAACGCUUUAUUUGGGCCUUUUAAAGGGGAAGAAUAGUGGACCGUCAGAGCCAGCUGCCAGGGCUUUUUAGGGUCUGCAGUGCGGGCGAGGCUAUUUACAGUCACAUGAGUCGGUGGAGAUGUGGUUAUAAAUGUCUCAAGAUGGGUGCAGCAUCUUAGGAUGUGAGAGAGAGAAUGAUGCUGCGUGUUGUCCUCUGCUACAUUACCUUGUUAAUCAGGCACAGUGCGACAUAUGCAGGUAAUUGCUUUUUUUCAAUCUUUAAUAAGAUAAGCGUUGGAGGUGAGCCCGGCCCAAACUGGCCUCAAUCACAGUGAGCUCCGUAUCUCGAGGAAUAGCCAGUUUAUGUCAUUAGUGGAAAUCCGCUGGUGUCAAAGCGAGAGCGGGACAGAGCUCACUGCCUGCAGGCUGUUCUAGCACAUUGUCCUGUUUGAGACCUGAGUGUGUGACUUGGGGUGUCGAAGGAAAUCAUAAAACUGCAGUGCUCACCUCAAGAUGGCAGUCAGAUUACUGGCCUCUGUUUUUUGUAUGUACACAUAUACAGAUGUGUGUCCUCCACACCUCUUGGUUAGACCAGGCAAGUAGAUAGUAUACUCACUCGAAGAAUUUUACAUUUCCAUUGGAAAUUUUAAGAUUUAUUUAAAACAUAUAUAUUUAAUAAAUAGAUCAGCUUUAAAGGAAGCGUGAUGUUUUUCUCUAUUUCUUUUGAUUCCAAGAAACAAACAAAAGCGCCAAUGCAACCAUGUCUCCUUAUAAAAUACGUUCUCAUCCAAAUUAACUGAACUUUCAAUUUUCUUCUGGACCAAACGGUUGCAAUUUGAAACUGUUAGAAACAUGUGUGUCUCCUCGAUUGUUCUGUUGCCUGCCUUGUUCCUGCAUAUUUAACUAGUUAUAAAAGCAGUUAUUCAAAGAGAAAUGUGCCUGUAUCCCUCUGUUUAUAUUUAUUCCCAUUCCUCAGUGAGUAUUGUAUAUUGGUUACAAAAAAUAUUUGUAUGUAAAAAUGUUGCCACUUCACUUUAUUUCCAAGUCUUUGCAGUUACAUAUUGUUCAUCCCGUUUACAGAAAUGAACAUUCAAGGAAUUCUCGCUGCUUGAUAAACACCUCAAAGGUCUCAGAAAACAGAUGUUAUGGUACCGUACACAUGUGAACAUUGUCUUGUACUGUAUUAUUUGUCUUUAGUGGGAGAAAUUGUAUUCAUCUCCACACACUCUAUUUCAUAAAGUGAACGUGCUUCCUCA